Pyricularia pennisetigena is the source of this 795-nucleotide messenger RNA. RefSeq lists its product as uncharacterized. The coding region runs from base 1 to 795 and encodes 264 amino acids. Gene Ontology annotation, cellular component: DASH complex; spindle microtubule. NCBI's taxonomy places the organism in Eukaryota, Fungi, Ascomycota, Sordariomycetes, Magnaporthales, Pyriculariaceae. The record is from RefSeq and is a predicted model, not a curated record. Gene Ontology annotation, biological process: attachment of spindle microtubules to kinetochore. The transcript has 2 exons.
AUGUCGAGGUCGUUGCUCUCGGCACAUCUUGAGCAAAUCGCAAUCUCAUGCCAGGGCAUAAAUGAACUCCCAUUUCCACCCCCGAAGAUCUUCACGAACGCCCUGCUUGCCAGCGAUGACAUCACCUCACUGAUCCGCGACACCGAGACUCAUGAACGCGCCCUCUUCUCCGUGCCGCCGCCGCCGCCUCCCCAACAGCAGCAACAACAACCUCGAAGAACCCAAGCCCUAGAUGACGACGCCGAUGCCCGCGGUAACACCAAGCGUCGGCAGACCGUCUUCAAUGUCGCGGCGGGUGAGGUGACGACGGGACCUCCACCGGGCCACCGGAAUGCUGUUAGCGCGCGUCGUAACACCGCCGUGGCCGCUGUAUUGGGAGGCGACCUACAUGGCCAGAUCACGCGUGGCAGCCACGGCGGCGGCGAGGUCGACAUUGAGGUCUUGCUGCGCGGUGCUGAGAAGCUGUGCCACGUCUACCCCCUGCCAGGUGCACUUGAGCGAAUCCCCGAAAUGCGCCAGAAGUAUGCGCAUCAGCGUAACACGCUGGCCUACUACGAAGCCCGCGUGGCGGAGCAGACGUCGCGGCUGGAGCGCAUGAACAGGGACAGGUAUGCAGAAGAGGACGACACACAGGAUGACGAGGAGGCUGAGGACCAGGGAGUUGAUGACGGCUUUACGGAAGAGGAUCUGAGGAGAGAAGAGGAGGAGGUGCGUGAGCUCGACAGAAAGAAAAAGGAACUGCAGCAGCGAUUGAAGGCCAUGGAUAAAGAUCUUGGUGGGCUCUUGAACAUUUGA